Messenger RNA from Lagopus leucura (white-tailed ptarmigan), 966 nucleotides. It is a transcript of the gene TEX12, whose product is annotated as testis expressed 12. The coding region runs from base 134 to 502 and encodes 122 amino acids. The transcript is spliced from 5 exons. Lineage: Eukaryota; Metazoa; Chordata; Aves; Galliformes; Phasianidae. The record is from RefSeq and is a predicted model, not a curated record.
CAUCACCUCGCUGUGCCGCGCCUGGCAGCCAGCUGAGCAGCGCCGCUGCUUUGAGGAAGCGUUCAGUUCUUCUCCCAGCAGUUUCAUUUCUUGCCGCGAGCUCUGGCUUUCAGAGGACCUCCGGGCAAUAACUAUGACGAGCAGCGGGCAGAAACCUGAUGAAAGCAGAAGUAAACGCAGGAAAGAGCUGGAGGCCGAUGAUACAGAAAGCCCUCAGCUGUCUUCUGCUGACACAGCAGACCCAGCGCUUUCGGAUGGCCUGCAGUCCCUGUACAAACCUGAGCCUCUGGAAGAGCUGCUAAACGAGAUGAAUAAAGAAAUCAAGAACUUGUUGGCAAAGUAUGCCCACAUCUUAAGUGAGAGAGCAGCAAUGGAUGCUUCUUACGUGCAAGAGCUUGAUGGAAUCUUGAAGGAAGCGAGAACAAUAGAAAACCACUUAAAACAGAAAAAAGAGAGUCUGAAGCAGAGAUUCGCUAUGAUUGCAAAUACUCUGCAAAGCUAAAUGAAGUCUGUUACGUUGCAGAAAUGCUCAUUGUUGUAAUCAACUUCGAUACAUAAAGUUUAUAAACAAUGCUGGAUGUGAUGAAUGCUUCAUACGUAUUUCUGUAAAUAUUUCUAGCAGUUCAGGAAACAUUUGUCACCUUUAGCUUCUUAUUUGUUUUAAUAAGUAUAUGCACUAUAAGGAGUAGUGGUAGUUCAAAAGACGCAAAAUAUUUAUUUUGAAUCCCACAAUGACUUCAAGGGAUUCUACAGAUUAGAACAGCAUUUCCUAUUUGCCAAUCCACUGUUUAGACUGUUGCUAUGCUUCCAUCCCAAGAAAAUUAACUUUUGGUACCCAAAUCAUAGUAGAAUGUACCUUGAAUUUUACUUUCGUUGUUGUCUCCGAACAUAAUUGAACAUGACUGAAAAGAGAAGCUUAGAAAUAGGAGAGUUCUAUUAAGAGUAGUACUUUGGAAAUGUAUAACA